CCUUCAGCCUCCGUGGCAGCGGGCGGCGCGGCUCCCCCUGAAGGGGCAAUGUCUAACGGGGUUUACGCCCUGCCGAGCGCGGCCAACGGAGAAGUGAAGCCCGUAGUGUCCAGCACGCCUCUGGUGGACUUCUUGAUGCAGCUGGAGGAUUACACCCCUACGAUCCCAGAUGCAGUGACUGGUUAUUACCUGAACCGUGCUGGCUUUGAAGCUUCAGACCCACGCAUAAUCCGGCUCAUCUCACUAGCUGCCCAGAAAUUCAUCUCAGAUAUUGCUAAUGAUGCCCUACAGCACUGCAAAAUGAAGGGCACAGCCUCUGGCAGCUCCCGGAGCAAGAGCAAGGACCGCAAGUACACCCUAACUAUGGAGGACUUGACCCCUGCCCUCAGUGAAUAUGGCAUCAAUGUGAAGAAGCCGCACUACUUCACCUGAGCCACCUAACCCAGUUGUAUUUGUCUUUUCCUCUGUCCCCACAACAGCCUGUUUUCAUAAUAAACUUUAUUGUGACA
This is a messenger RNA of Myodes glareolus (Bank vole), 509 nucleotides long. The record is from RefSeq and is a predicted model, not a curated record. Lineage: Eukaryota; Metazoa; Chordata; Mammalia; Rodentia; Cricetidae.